Messenger RNA from Patiria miniata (bat star), 1818 nucleotides. Its product is annotated as cytochrome c oxidase assembly protein COX11, mitochondrial-like. Gene Ontology annotation, cellular component: mitochondrial inner membrane. The record is from RefSeq and is a predicted model, not a curated record. Lineage: Eukaryota; Metazoa; Echinodermata; Asteroidea; Valvatida; Asterinidae. The coding region runs from base 107 to 1117 and encodes 336 amino acids. Gene Ontology annotation, molecular function: copper ion binding. The transcript has 5 exons.
CAGCGUUUUUGUGGGUAAGCUUUGCAUGUGUAAUGCACCCGUCUUAUAUUUAUGCAAUGCUAAAAGUUACGUGAAGAAGUGGUCGCAAGAAAAUUAGCUGGUGAAAAUGGCAGGACAGCUUGGUCGUCUCUUUGUUCUUCCCCUCAAUCCAGCUGUAACCAUCUCGAGUUGCCUUCCACACAGGAGCCACCACAGCUUACAGAAUAUCAGAAAAGGAGUGGCACUUAUCCGGACGUGUUUGCAUAGUGUACCCAGAAACGCAUGCACCGCAAGAACCCAAACAUGCCUCGCCCACGGCAAUUCAAGUCAAAACUUUGCGAGGAACUCUCUGUUGGGAGCACACCGUUUCUGCCACACGGCGAAGAAUGUUAACAGACCAGAUGGGGGAAUUCUCUCAGUUGGAAUUCUGGCAAGCAGGACACUGUAUGGUGCAGGUUUGAGACGUGCCUCCCCUGGAUUGGUAAGGGCCGGUUCAGUGCUGAGCUGCCGUUGGAUCUCCAGUGGGCAGAGGGAAGCAUGGCGACAUCGGAACAAGUCAGUGAUGCUGUACGGAGUGGCGUUGGUCAUACUUGUGACGGGGUUCUCGUACGCAGCUGUGCCUCUCUACGCAGUCUUCUGCCAGGCAACUGGUCUCGGAGGUCAGGCAACCAAAGGUCACAACAUUGACCUGGUUGAGGAGAUGGUACCAGUCCGUGGUCGGCCCAUCUCAAUCCGCUUCAAUGCUGACACCGCCGCCAGCAUGCGAUGGAACUUCAGACCACAGCAGUUGGAAAUUAAGGUUGUGCCUGGUGAGACUGCCUUGGCCUUCUACUCGGCCGUCAAUCCCACGGACAAGCCCAUCACGGGUAUCUCCACCUACAACGUGGUGCCGUUUGAGGCCGGCCAGUACUUCAACAAGAUCCAGUGCUUCUGCUUUGAGGAGCAGAGACUGAAUCCUCGCGAGCAGGUUGACAUGCCGGUGUUUUUCUACAUCGAUCCUGAGUUUGCUGAGGACCCCAAGAUGGCUAAAGUGGACUCUAUCACCCUCUCCUAUACGUUCUUUGAGGCCAAGGAAGGACUGGUCUUGCCGGAUCCGUUCACAAGACCUGCCGAAGCAACGGCUUUAAACACUGCUUAACAGUUUUGAGUGCUGUUGUUGGCAAAAAUUGCCAGAGUAAUAUAAUAGUCAACUACAAUACAUCACGUGACAUUUUGUACCAGUUACUUGGUUUUGCUAUAAAAUAGCAAUCUCUUCAUUCAGGAAACAAUAUCGUAGAGAUCUUCUAAAUAGAAUAUACUGCUUAUCAAGUUUUCGUUAACAGCGAAAAUCUGCAGAGUACCCGUUAUUACAGAAGUACAUAUAUACAUUACAUAUUUUGGUUGGUAAUCCAGUUUUGCCUUAGUCUAUGGAAUUUCCGCUUACACACAAGUGCCUGACGAUAUGCGUGCAGAUUAGUUAUGCAAAACUACAUCGCAGCUUGGCCUCCAGACCAUUCAGCGGGCGCCUUCUAUCAAGUCUUCUGUAACCCGUUGUUUGUAUUACAAAAACAUGGCAGCAAAUUGACCAAUCAACAGCUUAUUUCUAACAUCAACUCCGAUUGGCUGGCGCUCAGGGUCCAAUAAAUUUGCAUUGCACACACGUAUCGGACGUUGUUGCGGAGAUAGUGUGCAGGCUCCUUUGAACAAUGGAUGACACUCUGACUAGAGUUGCCGCUAUUCAAUUCUGGGCUUAAAGAUAUAGUCCAUCAUUUGUAAGUUGUGCAUUUUGUUCGUUUGAAGCAACAAAAGUGCUCGAAAUCUAAAGAAGGGUACUGAACAACUAUUACCUGAUGAAGUUUC